AUGGCUGGCGUGGAAUUAUCGCCCAGAACUAUGUACCAGUUCCACAAAGAUGAGAUCGCGAGAAACAUCGAGUGGAACCCCAAUGGAUUCCAGUUUAUCGAGGCCUGGAGUUUCCCUAACGUAAAUGAGGUAACAUCCUGCAACUUUCGCCAUGGAUGUCUAGAAAAGUCACAACUCAAAGAAUGGCUACAACAGACGGGGAACUUCUCGAUCCCCAAGUUACCCCUUUCUGAACAGCCGAAUGGGGGGAUUAGAUUGUUGAUAUGCAAUUACACUUUGUUCGAACGCGCCUCGCUCGGGAUGUCCCGCGAGGACUAUGAUUUAGUCGAAGCAAUGCUUGCCCUUCAUCCGGCCACCCUUCCCGCGCUUGAGGUAAGUGGCGGGAUGUUCUCGCGUUACUCUAGGAGCGGGCAACAGGGAGAUCAAACAUCUAUUAUCCUCAAAGCCCCUCAGAAGUACGAGAUCGCUAAUUACAUGCUGUCUCUCACGCACGAUACUACAUCACAAUGGACCACCGCUCUCCUCGCGGGCGAGGAUAUUAUCGAUUUAUUCCCAUUAAUCCAAGACUAUCGCUCCGAGCUACCGUUCAGAUCCCAAGCCCCCGGCAGAACCAUCCGGACGAGUCUUGCUCAGUCUCCCAAAAUGUGGAACAAUGCUCUCACAUUGCCAUGCAUUCUUGUGACCGAUCACCUGAAACGACUACAACAAUACUGUACCGGGCCUCUGACCCAGCAGGUGAUGGUGAUCGAAGAACAUCUUGGCGUCACCACAGUUGGUCGGAGGAACCAGGUGCCACGUUUCCGGGCGCCAACAAAUAGAAAGCUGCAGUCCAAAGACGCGGAUAUCCUAAACCUUGGAAUACCCGUCGAUAGAUCUCAGACGCACUUUCUCACCGUUUCCAUUAAUUCGAAGCUAACCAGUAUACUGUUCACAAGGCGCUCGCCGAAGUGGAACUACGAGGCGUCGCAGUUUCUAUUAAACAUCAUGAAUGAGUCUCAUACAGAAUCUCGCAGCCAACAUUCGCAAUAUAACGAAAUCAGGGAACUACUUGAGCACAACGUAUAUCUCGCCAAAUCUAUCGAGGACCAUGUGCUGUGCCUUCAGGCUCGGAUGGAGCUUCAGCUCGAUGUGUUAUACAGUUUCGUGGCCCAGUCAGACAAUCGGCUCAAUGCACGCCUCGCUGCAUCGACUGGGAGGGAUAGUACCUCCAUGAAGAUCUUAGCUUUUAUCACGACUAUAUUUCUUCCGGGGACGUUUAUUGCGGUAUGUAUCUAG
Aspergillus bombycis is the source of this 1275-nucleotide messenger RNA. RefSeq lists its product as uncharacterized. The coding region runs from base 1 to 1275 and encodes 424 amino acids. The record is from RefSeq and is a predicted model, not a curated record. The transcript is spliced from 4 exons. Lineage: Eukaryota; Fungi; Ascomycota; Eurotiomycetes; Eurotiales; Aspergillaceae.